Molecule: messenger RNA, 1130 nt
Organism: Acyrthosiphon pisum (pea aphid)
Lineage: Eukaryota; Metazoa; Arthropoda; Insecta; Hemiptera; Aphididae
Gene: P5cr-2
Product: Pyrroline-5-carboxylate reductase-like 2
Exons: 6
Coding region: 142-957 (271 amino acids)
Biological process (GO): L-proline biosynthetic process
Molecular function (GO): pyrroline-5-carboxylate reductase activity
Source: RefSeq, marked provisional
ACUAGCUGUAUAGGCACUACCGGUGUUUUAUUCGUCGUUGUCGUCAUGCGUUCAGGCCGCAGUUCACGUUUAGUAGUCGAGUAUCGCAGAGUAGACGUCGAAUAACCAUUUAUACUAAUUAAGUAUACGUAUACUGCGAAUAUGUUGAAAAUCGGAUUUUUCGGUGCGGGCAAAAUGGCUCAGGCGUUGGCCAAAGGUUUCUUGGCGGCCGGUCUCGUCAAAGGAGAAAACAUUACAGCCAGCUGUGCCCCACAAGACACGCAGUGCGUCGAAGCUUUCGAGGGAUUUGGAUCUAAAGUGACUUUCGACAACCAGUCGGUGGCCGACAACGCUGACGUCCUACUGCUGGCCGUUAAACCAUCCGUGGUCAAGACGGUAUUGGACCAGAUCCGUCCGAAUUUCACGUCUAGCAGACACCUGUUGCUGUCCGUCGCCAUGGGUGUCACCGUAAAUCAGUUGGAAAACCUCUUACCGGACGGAUCGAGGGUAAUGCGAGUAAUGCCCAACACUCCUGCGUUGGUUCAGUGCGGUGCUUCCGUGUACGUGCCGGGCAAUCGGGCGACGGUCGAAGACGAGAAGCUGACGGCAAAACUUUUGUCGUCCGUGGGCACGGCGGAGCGCGUACAAGAGUACUUGAUGGAUCCGAUCACUGCGCUCAGUGGUUCCGGUCCGGCAUACGUGUACGUGAUUAUUGAAGCGCUGGCCGACGGUGCCGUUCGCAUGGGCAUGCCUAGAGACAUGGCUUACCGAUUGGCGUCGCAGACUGUCCUGGGCGCAGGGACCAUGGUUCGAGAGACGAAAGAACAUCCGGGAAAACUCAAGGAUGACGUUACCUCACCAGCGGGUUCUACGGCGGCUGGUCUCUGUGCUCUGGAACAUGGUGGCCUAAGAUUUACAAUCAUUGACGCUUUGGAAAAAGCUACGGAAAAAUGUAAGGAAACUUCAAAGGCGCUUUAAACCAAUCGCCCGGUGUAAGCAUUCGCGUUCACUGUAUAUCUAGUCUAAUUGACAAUCAUUCUUAAAUCAAACUAUUUAAAUUUAUAUUGUACAUGGUUUUAUACUAUAUUAUUAUUAACUAAUUUUAAUAAUUUUUUUACGAUUGUGUUCAAAUUACAUAUUUUUUGUUCUUA